Messenger RNA from Electrophorus electricus (electric eel), 6796 nucleotides. RefSeq names its product ataxin 7-like 1 (gene atxn7l1). Lineage: Eukaryota; Metazoa; Chordata; Actinopteri; Gymnotiformes; Gymnotidae. The record is from RefSeq and is a predicted model, not a curated record.
GUCUACGGGCUAGUACUGAACAACAACAGUAAUACAAUAAUUGUGUUGACUAAGUUCGUAAUACUAACGGGGGGAAACAUCCUACUUGAUUGUAUUAUCAUGUUUGUUUCAUUUCUUAAAAUGGGAGCUAAAUUGGACUUUGAUGUCCUGACACCGUAUUGUGCUACGACACUAAACCUAAACUCUGACGCGUGAACUCGAAGACUGUCCGACAGCCUCUUGUCGCCCGACGCCGAAGACAGCCGAUAUUUGCCGAACAUUACGUCAUUUGUUUCGACACUCGUUUGCUGUGUGAGAAGGCAAAGGGAAAGCAAGCAACAAGAAGGAAGAGCAAUGGCGACACUGGAUCGCCAACAACCGAUCCUGGACACGUCCGUGCACGUCUCGCGCUCCAUCUCCACCAACGCAGCACGUUUCCUCUCCGGACACGAUGUGCACUUGUGUGCCCUGUUACCAGCACAUCAGGAUCUCCUUCUUGUUUUCAAUGUCUGCAAGCAAGCCGUCGGGCAUCAGGGCCACCUUGUGCGUUACGGUAGCAGGAGAGUAGUGGCACACAGUGACUAGAGGACAGUCUCUCUCCACGCCAAAGCCCCCCAAAUCAUGCAUAACAAGAACCAGAGGAGACGCAGUCCUCCCAGCUCUUCCCAAGCCCCACUGAAGUGUAAGAUUUCGUUGGGUCAUGGUGAGGCAGACCCCGUGGCAUUCCGCGUGCCUCGCGACUACCCGCACUCCCGCUUCAGCAGAGCCCCGCUCGCUGUGUACCCACCCAAGGGAGGGCGCCCGAGAGCCUGCAUGUCCUUACCUGUGGUGAGUCUGGAGAAGAUGCCAUGUUUCAGCCAAUCAGAGGGCGCACACGUCAAAGUCCCCUCCUCCUCUUCCACACUUGGCUCCUCCUCCUCAACUCCAUCUUCAUCCCCAUCCGUUUAUAAGUCUGCCCUCAUGUCACCAGCGUCCCAAAAGAACCAAGAGAAGCUUCUGAAUGGCCGCGGCCCCGUAACUAGCCGCUCUGCCACACCCCCGUCGUUAAAUGACAGACGGCCCAGCCCCUCACAGUCCCCACUGGACAAACGGCCUGCCCCCUCUCCCUCCUCACAGGACAGAAGACUCACUGCCUCUCCUUCUGCGUCCUUAUUGGACAGAAGACUCACUGCCUCUCCUUCUGCGUCCUUAUUGGACAGAAGACCUGCUUCCUCUCCUUCUUCGUCCUUAUUGGACAGGAGACCUGUUGUCCCUCCCUCCCCUCCAGACAGGAAGCAUCCAAAUGAAGCUAAAGCCAGCAGGCAUAGGAGAGUGUCAGGAAGAAUUUACGAUCCGAACAAACACUGCGGAGUGUUGGACGCAGAGACCAAACGGCCUUGCACCCGAUCCCUCACCUGCAAGACCCACUCUAUGACACAUCGCCGUGCGGUCACAGGAAGGAGGAAGGACUUUGAUGUUCUCCUGGCAGAGCACAAGGGGCGGGCUAAGGACAAGGAAGCGGUGAACAGCCAAUCAGCUCAGUCGUCCCAGUCAGUCGGCACCUCGUCCAGUCUACCGUCAAGCUGUCAUAAUGGCAAGACCACGCCCACUCUUAAACUGCGGCUGGCCAGUGCACACAUGCACAGAGGUUGUGGCAGUGGUGGUGCAGUGGUACUGAGCUCCGCCCCUGGUACUGCCCCUGCCCCCGCCCCUGCCGCAGAUCUCAUACCCAGCUGGCGGAGGCUUGGUAGCGAUGCCCGUAUCUCCAGCGAUGACGGAGACUCUGAGCUGGUGGAGGAGAUGGAGAAACCAUGGUGUCAUACUUAUAUGCACCACCCACGGCCCCUCAGUUGGUGUGCCUUCAGCAGUCGCGUGGUGGGGAGGGGUCACUACGUGUUUGACAGACGCUGGGACAGAGUGAGGAUCGCUCUGCACUGUAUGGUGGAGAAACACGUCAGCGCUCAGAUGUGGAGGAAAGUUCCCCUGGCAGUUGAGAGUGUAGUGAGUGUGUGUGCGGAGCUGUCUGCUCGGAGCUCCCCUCCCACACCCUCCCCACCUCCGGCCUCCACCCACGCCUCCACCUAUGAAGGGGUCUCCAUGGUCUCCUACUCCAGCCCUUUCUCCCAUAACGGCGCUGGUGUCUUCUGCGUGCGGGACCCAGACCACGCCCCCAAGCUGCACCAGAGUAAACCGGCCAAGCCGGCAAGAGCUCCGGGGGAAGGGGUGGCGGUCAAAAAGCGUAAGCCGCCUCCCACCACCAAUGCCAGCACCUCCCGGAAAAAUGGGAACACCUGCCACCCACCGCCAGGCUCCGCCCACAUCAGUAACGGUCCAGUAGCACUGGGUGGCAGGUCCAAGCCGCAGGUGGGCGGGCAGUGCACCCCCGACCCGGAGCCGCUGUCCCAGCCUCCUCACGGCGGGAUCUCCAAUCCCUGUCCGUCUCCCUGCGCCUCCUCCGAGGGUCGGAAGCGUAGGAUGACUGGCUCCAGCUCCAGCAGAUCCAGCAAGGUCACCAAAACAGUGCUCGACGGAAUCUUCCGGAAGAGCAGCGCUGGGCUGCUGUCCUCAGUGCCUGAGGUGUCCCACAGCGCUCUCCCCUGGUGAGAUUUAGCUGUACUGUCAGUGCCGUCACACAGCUACAAGGCAGGCUCAGUCCUACAGCUAUUUGUACUGAACGAACUGAAUCAAAUUUCGCUUUAAAACUUGUCUCUCUACACACACGCACACGAGUACAACUCUUCUACAUACACACACACGAGUACAACUCUUCCGUGUGUUUCCAGCCCAAGGUGUAUCACUGUCUGAAACUCACCAUCUGAGUCAAGCAACCUUCCCUCCUUCAUACUGUGCUGCAAGUAUGUGGUGGAGCCCAUCACACACACACACACACACACACACACACACACACACACACAUUGGUGUGCAUGCAUUUGUCUGUGCGUGUGUCCUGUUUGCUCUGCUGCCACACUUGUCUCGCUGUGCUGUGGUCCCACGGCCUACGGGGACGGACAGCCCCCUCCCCCUCUCCUCCGUCCCUCCGUCCGUCCGAGGGUCCCGCAGCUGCGCCCAGCAUGACCACCUCCUCUGUUUGAAGCGCCUACCCUGAAGGGUCUGUCCUUUAAAAGGAACUUCUCUUUAAAACAGCUUCCACAUUGGUGUCCCUUCGCAAACCGUGGACAUGCAGAGUCCUCGGUGUGUGUCUGGCGUCCUGGUCCGACAGGCGCGCCAAGGACGAGGAGGUUCUGGUUGUGGGGGGUUAGUGUGCGCAGCCGUGGGUGCAGACUUGCAUGCACACUGUUCUAAAGUGCCCUGAUUGUCCCAGCACGCCGCGACCGGACCGGACCAGACUGGACGGGCGCAGGCAGCUAUGGGCAAAACCAGCAAACAGACAAACAAAGAAAACCCUUUGGGAAUAUUUUAUAGAUACAUUUUGGCGAGCUGUAUUUUUCUAAAGAUGAAUUCAGGUUUUUGAGUAUUUUCUUUUUGUCACAAGUAUUGCUGAGGAAAAUGUUGUAACGCAGCCUAGCAUAGUGUUACAUUUUGUAUAAUAAUUUAUCAUUCUUUAUUAAUUUUCUAACUGACAUGAGUAGGGCUUAUGGCAUUGCGUGAAAUUAUAUUUGUAUGUCCUUAUAAAAGUUUAAGUAUUAUAGAGAGCUUAUUGUUGGAAAAUGAAUACAUAUCCUUUUUUUGUAUUUAUUGUUAGUAUCUCUCGGAGCUAACGGAGUCUACAGGUUUCCGUCUUCCCUAAUUAUAUUCAGACGUUCACACAGUUUGUACUGAAGAGGUCUCGGUAUUCUUUUGCUCGAAGGUCUCGUGGUCGGCCAGACGCAGAAAACCUGUGCUCUUGACGACAAAAAGCUUCCAUCAGGAGAAGGAAAUGAGAUCAAGUUGUGAGGAUCAAGAUGACAUUAAAAUUAAAAUGGCACCCUUUACAGCGGAGGAGGCCUGACGUCCGUGGACAGGUUGGCACGUGAGCGGGUGCACACUCCCCUCACCUGCUCAUCACCAGCGUUCUGAUUGGUCAGACUGAAUAUGCUUCAGGAAAGCCUUUAUUUUUCUCUUCCCUGUUUGAUGCGUAAUCCCAGUGUAACAGUACGUUUCCUUGGCAUUUAUUUAGUAAACUUGUACUGAUUGUAGCUUCGUAAGCCAGAUCUGAUUCAGGGUUGACGAAGACUAUGAUGGUGAAGGCAGCUCCUAGCCUUAGAACCUCCCUACAGAGCAGAAUUCCGUCACCAGUCUGAUGUCUGGUGUCUGAAAAAUGUAUCUCCUGGAGAUGUAAAUCCUACAGUUUAAUGCUUUUUUGCACUUUUCAUCCUUCAACAGGAAUUUAAUGUUUCUAUCUAUAAGAGUAUCGAAUAUAUGUUGAGAAUCAAAGAUAUUUGUACAGCUUUCUCAGCAGAGGCCUGUUUGGAGUGAAGGUAUAUGUUGGGGUGGCCUUGUGUCCUCCUUUCUGUGGACUUGUUCUGUUUGCAGGACGAGUGUUUCCCACAGAGGUUUGUUUGGUUUCUACAGUCACCAGACACUGAGUGGCUGUCUUUACGGUGUGUUGACCGCUAGUUUAGGUCCUACCUUCUUGCACACCACAACUGAUUGCGACUGCUUCUCAGCAUGAGUGUAUCUGCUUAACAGAAGUGUUUGGCCAGACAGGACAGUGAAGGUAACCUUCUGUAUGAUUCAUUGUUUGGCGUCUUAACAAGGUUUAAAGAUGCCCAGUCCCAGAGGUGAUGGGGUCGCUCUGACGCACUGAGGGUUGGGGUCUUGUCUGUUAUAUAGCUGUACCGCAUGCAUGUGCCAAAAUAGUUUGUCAUCACUCUCCUGACGCUCAGACCCUACCACCAUCACUCUGAUUAAACGACCUUUUAGGCUCUAAAGUAAACAAACAGCAGUGAAAUCUGACAAUUCUAGACGUGAAGCACCAGUCUGUGUGGAAACAUCUGCGUUUGACCAGAUUCCCACGUGUUCUGCACAUCUGGCUUGUUAAAUGGUAUUUUCUAAAACAGACUGAUCUUCAGGAAAGUAUGUCUGGAUACAUCAGAACUGCUGAAAAGUGUCUAGUGAAUUAGUGGUCUUUUAUGACAACUGAUUUAAAUUUUUACUUUAUACGUCUUUUAAAAUGUGGUUUAUUUGUAAGGAACAGCUGAUCGUCUGCUCACAUAAGCCCUGAUUUUGAUUGGUCCUACACGUCAAUCCAGUAAAUAAACAUCUUAAACGUGGUUACGUACCCGUGGCCCCCUGCUCCUCUUUUUGGAAAGUCAGAAUAUGGUGAACAUGGAGACGUUACGGAAGCAUACACUGGUCCCGCACGACCCCACACAUGCUGUAGACCAGACCGUCACUACAGUGUUGCCUUAGCAUCACGGAAACCCAGCAGAGCACAAACCCAGCCCAGCCGGGAGGGUGGGAGAAUGUUUCCACAGAAUAUUCAGGAGUCACUCUGGUGGUGUGAGCGUGCGUGCGUGUAAGAGAAUGAAGGCGUUAACGUGUCUUUCACAUUUUCUUUUGCAUGAAGAGCAUUUGUUGCUUUUACUAGCAGAUUUUACCAUAUUGUUCUCAAUGUUGAAGUAACUAAAGGAAAACCAUGAGGUGAAUCUCAAGAAUGGUUUAUUCCCAAACAUUUCAUUAAUCCCAGCAGUAGCCACAUCCUAGUGAAGGUGGUUCUAGGAUUGCUUUUGUGUUUGUUUGUUUUUUGGGGGAUGGAUGGAACCCCUUAACAACACAGUUUUCAGAUGUUGUCAUGCACAUGCACAGGCUGAUGUGAUCAAUGUGCAUUCCUACACCUGAUUCUCCUCACGGUGGAGGUUUACAACUCCUCUGGAGCCGACAGUGGUGUGUUUGUGUGGUGGGGGGUGUCUCCAGUGCUUCAGAGGAUCGGCACUGAGCACGUCCGCUCUAGAAUGGAGGUUUGGGUCUCCAGGUUCCUGUGUUUCUGACAGGAGAAGCGUGUUUACCAACAACACUGUUAUCCAGGCCCUUCAGUGAUCAGAAUAAGUGUUGGUUCGUUAGUUUAAUGUAGGUCUUCCAGUGAAUUUAACCUGUUGGACCUGUUUUUAUUCUCCACUGUAUUUCACUGAAACUAAUGUUUCAUACUGUGCCAGGAAGUGUGUUUAUUUGAGUUUCCAGACCUCCAAAUCCAGUGGUGUGUCCUAAUGGAUAUUUAAUUUGAUUAAUCUCAGCAUAACUGUCAUGACUGGGAACGAUACAAAAAUUCCCCACUUUAUAUAAUCUGUGUAUAAUCUUGGGAAGAAGACAACACUUCCUGAGUCUUAGACACAGUACAGCGCCAAACAGCAACUUUCUCUGUUCAGUCAUCACAAAGGUACAGUUCCCCUCACCAUCUUAAACCAGUACUGAUCGCCAGACGGUAGUGCGGGCCUCGGCCUGACCUUCGUCUGAUCUCAGCACUGGUGCUCCUGGCCCUGAUCUGUCGAGCACAUGUGCUAACACUGGUGUGUGUGUCUGACUUAAUUAUUUUUGCUGUUUGCUUCUGAAUAUCAGUGGUGAAAAAAUUCUGACUGCUUUUGUCUGAGACAGUCGAGCCUAAUUCUGAAGGGGUUUUACCUUGUCUACAACUCAACUUUGAAAAAACCUAAAGCUCUUUAAGAGUGGAUAAUAUAAAGUCUUGUUUUUUAUACUCCAAAACCUUUUCGAGUUCAAACAGCCCUACAGGUGUUCACAUAAACAACAGUCUGAUAGGGAAAACUGAUCCACCUGUCCAGCGUGUUCCAUGUUUCUCUUGCUUCUGUUCUCCAGUGCAUUCACAACAAAUGAACUAGAUGUGUAUUUUCAGGUUUGGCUGUUUUGAAUUUCAGCUGUUACAUAAAUACAUUUUUACCUGCUU